AAAAGAGCGAGGUGCUGAACACCUGCAGCACCCAACAUCAGACUUGCAGCUCGGGUAACCUCACUGAUUUGAAGUCAAGGCUCAGAGGAUCUUCAUCAUGACUCCAGUUUUCAUUUGCCUCCUCUUGCUCUCGCUGAGUGCACUUCCUGGGCACGCCGUUGAUGAUGAAGUCAUGAAAGAGGUUUCUUCGGACGUCUCUCUCACCAUCUCCAGAGUUAAUUCUCACGCAACGACAAGGCUGAUACACGGCGACCUUCUGCCAAAUACAAACAAGAAUGCCGACCCCUGCACAGCAACCGGCUGCAAGUGGCCCAAAACUGGAAACUUUGUCCACGUGCCCGUCACCAUCUCGUCACAAUACACCAGAGAAGAGCAGAACAUCAUCAUCAGAGCCCUGCUGACCUUCCACCAAAGCACCUGCAUCCGUUUUAUGUGGAGACGUCGGGAAAGGAAUUACAUCUACUUCUACUCUGGAUCUGGGUGUUUCUCUUACCUGGGCCGUCAGAAUCGAGGCCAGCCGAUCUCUCUGAGUCAAAGAGGUUGUUUGUACUUGGACACGGUGCAGCACGAGGUGCUCCACGCUCUGGGCUUCCACCACGAACAGGUCCGCUCCGACAGAGACGAACACGUCUCCAUCCUCACCCAGAACAUUCAGCCAGGAACCGAAUCAAACUUUGAAAAGGUGCAGACUAACAACUUGGAAACUCCGUACGACUUUGACUCUGUCAUGCAUUACAGCAAUUACGCUUUCUCCAGGAAUGGUCAACCAACCAUCAUUGCAAAGGACGAUCCUAACCGUUUGUUUGGACAAGCCACACGAAUGAGCCAAAACGACAUUGAUCGUGUCAACAAGCUUUACAACUGCUAAACUGUAAAUGACUGAAGGAAAAGGAUGGACCUCUCGGCUCGCUGAGAUAACACCAACGACUACAUCUUAGUGUCAUUUUGAUUUCCAUUAGCUAUACAGGGCAGUGAAAUGACCUUUAACCCCUGCUUUGAUGCAUCUCAUUGACUUCCUCAUUGAUAUACUUUAUUGUAUACUGACUCAAAUGAAGGGUCACCUGUUCUCUUUAAGCUGAGGUCAGACGUUAAACCAGAAAUCUGUAUUUUAACUCUUUGGGAUUUGAUUGAAAUCUUUCCACUUUUGGUUUUAUUGGUUUUAAAAUUCAAACUUUAUGAUUUGGGUGUGAUUGGACGGAGUUGGCUCAUGGGAAGAGGGGACGAUGAAUCUAUAAAACAUCACAUUUA
Labrus mixtus (cuckoo wrasse) is the source of this 1248-nucleotide messenger RNA. Its product is annotated as high choriolytic enzyme 2-like. Lineage: Eukaryota; Metazoa; Chordata; Actinopteri; Labriformes; Labridae. The transcript has 9 exons. Gene Ontology annotation, biological process: proteolysis. Bases 98 to 868 code for a protein of 256 amino acids. The record is from RefSeq and is a predicted model, not a curated record. Gene Ontology annotation, molecular function: zinc ion binding; metalloendopeptidase activity.